CAUUGCUAGGAAAGAAUUCACUGCCACGUAUUUCAUAUCCUCUCAUGACGUUAGUCGACGUAUACUAACAUAAUGAAUGACCACCAUACACUUGCUGCGCACCUGUUUACCGUAUGUACCGCCCAUAUCACUUACCAGCCCUCAAGGUAAUUGCUAAAAUUUGAGAUCUGAUCAGUUUCAUCGACAGCGCAGUUGGGUGAAGAGCUGAAAAGCUACAGAGAACAGGACAUUCUCCACGGAAAUUGUGUACGCUGAAGUUUCACCGUGAUUCGCCCUUUCUUCAUCAACUCCUCACGCUCCUCCGGACCGCAACGCCGUAGCCAUGAAAGUCGCGUCCAAAGCCUGCGCGGUGAUCUUCCUCGGGCUGGUCGUCACGGCGCUGACGUCGGCUGAGCAGGAAAGCAGAGCUGGCACCACUGCAAUGCGCGAUUUUGUGCUCGCUGGUGGCGUCAAGAGCAACUUGUUCGCGACGUGCUCCGCUCUCGCCAACACCGUCACGGGCGACCUGUUCUCCAUUGACCUCGGAGGCGGCAAAGAAUACCAAAGAUUUGCCCCCAAGAAUUCGAUUGCUGUUGAUUGGGUGAAGCUGAACAGCAGCGGCGCAUCGACGGACAUCAUCGCCUGCUCGGCCGCCGCUUAUGCGAGGAACGCUCACAUGUUCAAGUUCAACGGCUCCUGCUAUGCAGGAGAGGUGACUGGCAAUAUUCUGUACGGCUUCCUGUACGACGAGCAGGACUGCGGUGACGCGCCUGCUGAAGUUGUGUACGUCAUGCCGCCUCUGUCCAUGUCUGACGGGUGCAUCCGCGGCAACAGCGACAACACAGGUCUCGUCUUCAAUGAUAAUGUUGAAACCCCGUACGACCCUGAACUGAUGCCGCAGAAACUGACUUGCUGCAAGAAAAUAAUAGCCGGACAUUGCGUCGCAAUUGUGCAACGUCCUGACCCCCACGAAAAAUUCGCAUACUGUGAGGCCAAGGCUCGGUGCGAGGCCCUCGGCUUGCAGCUGGCAUCCUACGAGUUGGAGAUCAACCCCGCCAUUCAGCAAUACGCCCUAGAUCAAGCAAACGCAAGUCCUGACAUAGGUUUCUUCUUCUAUAUCAACACGCAGCGUGGAGAAGGGGGCUACUACCGCUGGCUUCCGGACGGCCAGAAUAAUACCAUUCGUGACAAUGGCUCUCCCUCUCGGAAAUGUGCUGAAUUCAACACCUAUUGGAUUGAUCUUUUUCCGAUUGACUGCGGGUAUUUGGAUGAAACACAAGCUCUCUGCAUCGGCCCCAACACAUCCCUGCAGGAAUGUUGAGAAGCACUGAGGCGGCUACUACAAUACGCACAUUUUUCUUGAUAUUUUAGCCUUGCGUGAAGAGUGAAAUAGUUUUGCUCUUGAUAUAGAGCUGGUAUUUCACGCCUUCCUCACCUGCCUUCUUGAGGCUUUCCUGUGUUGUGUUGAACCAAUAAACAUCAUCGCUGCA
Molecule: messenger RNA, 1469 nt
Organism: Hyalella azteca
Lineage: Eukaryota; Metazoa; Arthropoda; Malacostraca; Amphipoda; Hyalellidae
Exons: 8
Coding region: 323-1300 (325 amino acids)
Source: RefSeq, a predicted model, not a curated record